CAAGUAAGUAGCAUAUAACUUGUUUCCCAAUUUCUUCCUCAUCCUUUCCGCUGCAGCCGUCAUCAUCUCUGAGAGAACAACAAAGUUUUUAUUUCGGAAGUUAAAAGCAUUUAAAGACACAACAUGUCAGGUGAUGAGGCUGCUGCUCCCGUUGUUGUUCCUCCCGUUGCUGAGCCAGCGGCAAUCCCAGAGGACAUGGACCUGUUGACUGCAUUGGAGUUGACUCUAAGGAAAGCUCGUGCUCAUGGCGGUGUUGUCCGUGGUCUCCAUGAGAGCGCUAAGCUUAUUGAGAAGCGUGUUGCUCAGCUCUGUGUCUUGGCUGAAGACUGCAACCAGCCUGACUACGUCAAGCUUGUUAAGGCUCUCUGCGCUGAUCACAGCAUCAACUUGCUUACUGUUCCAAGCGCCAAGACCCUCGGCGAGUGGGCUGGUCUCUGCAAGAUUGACUCUGAGGGUAAUGCCAGGAAGGUUGUUGGUUGCUCAUGCCUUGUAGUCAAGGACUACGGUGAGGAUACAACUGCCCUCAAUAUCGUCAAGAAGCACAUUGAAUCUAACUAAGUUUAAGAAGCAUUCUCCAAUGUUUUUCCAUCUCAAUGCUGUUUUAUCUUGGUUUUGAUAUUUUAGCAGACACCUCUCUGAGAUUUGUUUGGAACAUGAUCAAGUUUUGCUGUUAUCUAUAUUCUACUCUUCCAAAGCCCAA
Messenger RNA from Raphanus sativus (radish), 700 nucleotides. Its product is annotated as 40S ribosomal protein S12-2. Bases 124 to 558 code for a protein of 144 amino acids. Gene Ontology annotation, cellular component: cytosolic small ribosomal subunit; ribosome. Lineage: Eukaryota; Viridiplantae; Streptophyta; Magnoliopsida; Brassicales; Brassicaceae. Gene Ontology annotation, biological process: translation. Gene Ontology annotation, molecular function: structural constituent of ribosome. The record is from RefSeq and is a predicted model, not a curated record. The transcript is spliced from 5 exons.